Penicillium cinerascens is the source of this 1596-nucleotide messenger RNA. Its product is annotated as cytochrome P450. Bases 1 to 1596 code for a protein of 531 amino acids. The record is from RefSeq and is a predicted model, not a curated record. NCBI's taxonomy places the organism in Eukaryota, Fungi, Ascomycota, Eurotiomycetes, Eurotiales, Aspergillaceae. Gene Ontology annotation, molecular function: heme binding; oxidoreductase activity, acting on paired donors, with incorporation or reduction of molecular oxygen; monooxygenase activity. The transcript is spliced from 4 exons.
AUGUUGACAUUCAAGGGGAUGUUGCUGAUUUUAUCAGCUCUUCUAACUACGACCCCUUUCCUGCUCUUGCUGUGGCUCUUUAUUGUCUACUUUCGAGACGAGAAAGGCUUUCGCAAAUAUCCAACGCAGAACUGGGCAUCCGGUCUGACCCCUCUGGCGUACGGAUGGGAAUGUGGACGCCCCCAUCGGGAUAUUCAUAGCAAGCGGCUACACGAGGCUCUGCAAAAGCAUUCUGUGAUACGCAUCGCCCCAAAUUGGUUGGCUUUUGGUCGCUCUCAAGCGGCGAGGGACAUCUAUGGCUAUACCUCUAAAUGUGUCAAGGCCGCCCCGUACGACCUGCUCUCCGACGGAGGGGCCAACCUAAACAACAUCAGCGACAAAUCUUUUCACUCAUCACGUCGCCGUAUGGUGGCGUCAUCUUACGCACCGAAGAACAUUCAAGAAUGGGAGCCCAAGGUCGCCGCAUCUGUCGCAGACUUGAUGGCACAAAUGGAUGCACGGUGCACAGGACGCCAGGGACCUGAAUCCUUCGAUGCCGUCCACUGGAUCUUUCUCUUCUCUGUGGAGACUGUCAUCAAGAUCAUGCUGAGCAAGGAUGUAUUCUUUCUCCGCAAUGGAACCGAUCACGUUUACUUCGAAGACGCAGAGGGGCGGCCGCAAGCGGUGCGGACCGUUUAUAACAGUCAUGCUUCACAGCGCGCUGCUGUCACGGUCAUUUGGGAUAUACCCAGGUUUGCUCUCUGGACUCGACUGACCAAACUGAUCUCAAAGCGCUAUUCGCAUAAUUGGUCGGCCGGCCCCAAGUUCCACGCUGCCAUGGAGGCACUCACAAAAGAGCGGAUGGAGCGGCAUGCCAAUGGAGAAGUUUUGAAUGACCUGUUUCAGCCCAUGAUGGAGGACAAGUAUGGGGAAGCAUCUGUUAUAACUUUCAAGGACCGCAUUGCAGAAGUUGAGCAAGCUGUUGGAGCUGGGACCGAUGGUCCGGCUGUCUCGAUCUCCAUGACCUUGUAUUACUUGGUCCGAAACCCCCAUGCCUUUGCCAAACUUCGACAAGAGCUAGACAUCACGUUAUCCCCGGAGGACCACGUUGCACCAUGGCAAAAGGUGAAGGGUCUACCAUACCUGCGGGCUUGCAUUGACGAGGCAAUGCGCCUGACGCCCCCAGUCGCGACCGAGUUGAUACGUCGAACGCCGCCCGGCCACGGUGUUAUGAUCGACGGCUACCUUGUUCCCCCGAAUACCAACGUCUCCAUCGCUGCCUACACAUCUCACCGCGAUCCGCAAAUUUUCCCAGAGCCCGAAACCUACGAUCCAGAUCGAUGGAUGGCCAAAGGGUCUGAUAGUCUACGCAAUAUGCUGGGUGUGUUUAUUCCGUUCAGUGCCGGCACACGGGGCUGCAUCGGCCGCAAUGUUUCCAUCAUGAUGCAAUCGGUAUGCGUCGCAACGCUGGUAUAUCAUUACGACUUUGCCCUGCCGCACAAAACUUGGGAAAUGGAAUUUGAGGAAUGGUUCAACCUUUGGCCGAUAAGACUCCCUUUGAGAGUUUGGCGGCGAGACUCGGCCUCCUUCCCUCAAACUUCUGUCAUGCGGACCUAA